Dufourea novaeangliae is the source of this 1017-nucleotide messenger RNA. It is a transcript of the gene Zip88E, whose product is annotated as zinc transporter ZIP3. Gene Ontology annotation, biological process: zinc ion transmembrane transport. Lineage: Eukaryota; Metazoa; Arthropoda; Insecta; Hymenoptera; Halictidae. The transcript is spliced from 5 exons. Gene Ontology annotation, molecular function: zinc ion transmembrane transporter activity. The record is from RefSeq and is a predicted model, not a curated record. Gene Ontology annotation, cellular component: plasma membrane. Bases 1 to 1017 code for a protein of 338 amino acids.
AUGACGAUCACCGUGGUCCAAGCGAAGCUCGCCUCAAUGAUCGCCAUCGGGGUUGGCAGCUUCAUCGUCGGUAUCGCUCCGGUAUGCUUCGUCUCACGUAUACGGGAUCUUCAGCAAAGGUUGCUGCUCUCCUGCACUCUAUGCUUCGGCGGUGGUGUCUUGCUCGCGACAUCAAUCCUCCAUAUGUUACCGGAAACACGCGAGGGCUUACCCAAACACGCGGAACUGGUGUUCGCUUCCGGGUAUCUUUUGCUGUACAUCGUUGAUGAGGCUAUCCACUACUUCUGGGGCAGCGACGUCGACUAUGAUCCCGAGUUGCAUCAGCAAGAUUAUAAGAACCGAAACCCUGGGAAUCAGAUAGAGCGUUGCCGAGCUCCCACACAUCAAUCACUUUAUCAAACAAAUCUCUCUGGGAAUAGAAUGAACAACAGCUGGAAAAGUACCUACGGGGCGGUUGAAUAUGGGCCUACAGCCCCCGCGUCUUGUUACAUCGAGGAACAGACAUUUUUAUGUCACGGUAAUCACACUGAACCGUGCGCCAAUUCCUCUAGUACCAGCCUGGUUGGUCUUCUGCUGGCGCUUACGGUGCAUUCGAUCCUCGAGGGACAAGCGAUCGGUUUGCAGAAGGCGACCUCCGAGGUAUUACUCUUGGUUGGAGCAGUGGCCUCCCAUAAAUUCGUCGUAGGUUUUUGUUUAGGUUUGGAAUUAGCUGAUUCUAGUGGUUCUAUCGCUAGGCUACUAUUAGCGAGUUUCGUCUUUUCUGCUGGAUCAGUGGUUGGCAUUGGAUCUGGAAUGAUAAUGCUUCGAAUGCGGUACGAAUGGAUGAAGAUCGGAUUGCCGAUUUUGCAGGGUUUAGCCGGAGGAUCUCUGUUGUACGUGACGGUCAGCGAAAUUCUUCCUAGAGAAAGGGCGCGAUGGCACAUGAACCCACAGCGUUCAGCGGGUAUUUUUCAGUUCUGCUCUGCGUUCGUCGGUUUCGUAAUUAUUUUUUUGUUGAACAGCUAUCUGGGUACGUGA